Molecule: messenger RNA, 1030 nt
Organism: Mizuhopecten yessoensis (Yesso scallop)
Lineage: Eukaryota; Metazoa; Mollusca; Bivalvia; Pectinida; Pectinidae
Product: cytochrome P450 3A56-like
Exons: 5
Coding region: 380-1030 (216 amino acids)
Molecular function (GO): iron ion binding; steroid hydroxylase activity; heme binding
Source: RefSeq, a predicted model, not a curated record
UAAUGAUGAACGUUGGUCUGUUAACACGUUUGUGAGAAAAUUCGCACAAUCUAAAACGUUUAAUCAUGAUAUUGGAAAGCAAAAACUAUGAAGUAUCCAUUGCAUUCAUUGUCUUUAGAAUCAUACGUUAUCAAAUUAACUAGAACUUUAAAAUGGCAUGGCUGAUGCCAUAUCAAACUUCAAUCUUCUAUCGUAAUACCAGCGUGUCCUCAGAAUAUGUAUAUUAUAUCAUUAGUUGGGGGAGAACUGGUAAAUUAGGAGAUGAUAAAUCCAAGUUAAUAAGGCGGCGCGUUCCGGCUUUACAGUAGUCGGUAAGAUCUUCAAAAAUAUGGCCCGAUAUAGUUGAAAGCCUAAACGAUUAGCCGCCAAUUCUGUGUUGAUGUCAGUGAUUACUUUUGUUUUCUUUACAAGGACUUUUGAAGGAAAAUAUCCUGUUUUAAAUAUUGGAAAGCCAGAAUUGAUAAAGGAGAUCUUAGUGAAGGAUUUCAGCAGCUUUGUCAAUAGACGAGAUGACUUCAAUGCAGCCCUCGAAGAACCCAUGGACCAGAUGUUGACUCAACUUCAGAAUGACCACUGGAAGUUUGUUAGACGCACCCUUACGCCUGGGUUUAGUGGCCGCAAACUAAGAGGCAUGACAGAUCUAAUCAAUCUAGCCAUAGAAAGACUAUUAGAAAAGCUGAAAGACAAGGUAAACAAAGGAGAGGAUGUAGAAUUGAAAGAAUGGUUCGAGGCCUACACACUAGAGUCACUUUCCAGCACUGCAUUUGGAAUGCAGAUCGACAGUCAAAAGAACCCAGAUAAUCCCUUUCUCGUCACCAUCAAGAAGUUCAUCAAGCCAUCUAUUAAAAACUUCCUGAUCUUAAUUACUGUUUUCUAUCCGUUUACGGCCUCGCUAGUGAGGAGGAUUUCAGCCAGAAACGAUUGGUGUAAAGUGUUCACCGAUGCUGUCCUGCAGACUAUGAAACAUCGCGAGGAAAAUCCAGGGGUAAGACACUUAACAUUUAGUUUCAAAGGGAACAUCCAGUGGUAG